CUAUGCCUGUGCACAAAGGGAACAUCCCACAUCAAAAUGACAUCAAUCAGUGGCAUCAUUUAAAGAAUAUUCACUUACCUGAACUGGACUGUGAGAUUGAGUUGCUGAUUGGCUCCGAUGUACCAAAGGCUCUGGAACCACUUCAAGUCAUCAGGAGUGUGGGAGAUGGACCAUAUGCCGUCAAAACAAUGCUCGGCUGGACAGUUAACGGACCUCUGGGAGGAAAAGGUGAUUAUGCUCAGGAGCAGUCAGAAAUCAGUGUUAACAGGAUAUCAGUUGGCAAGACUGAAUGUACCCAGUUGAACACUGCACUGGAAAGGGAGAAGGGGCUGACGAAGGAGCUGUCGGGUGAGCUGGUAGCUCUGCGGAUUCGAAUGAAAGAGGUUGAGUCUUCCGAGUUGCGGCUAGAAAAGUCUGAACUGAGCCUCAAAGAUGACCUGAGUAAACUGAAGUCGUUGACAGUUACUUUGAUGGAUGAAAGAAAGAAUCUAAUGGAUAGGAUGAAGUCCGAGGAGAAGAAAAAGGAGGAUUUAGGCAAUAUGUUCAAAAUUGAACAGAGAAAGGUUACGGAGGUCACUGAGAGACUAAUAGAUGAGAGCAAAAAGUUCCUGAAGUUAAAAUCUGAAAUGGGGAACAAAGUAGAAACUCUAACCAGUGAGAAUAGAGAGUUGAGCACCAAAAUAUUGAAUGAAUUGGAUACAAAUAAAGACCUAAACUGCAAGAUCAACCAACUGAAAAAGAGGUUAGAUGGGUUGGACCCAGCAGAAAAGUCACCGCUUAAAAACAUAGGAAGAUGUGAACUGGGUAGAGGAUCUGGCUCUGCCAUAGCAGAUGACAACAAAUUAGUGGAACUGACCUUUGAAAUUGAAGAGCUGAAGAAACGCCUCAAACAACUCGAGGUGGUAGAGGGCGACUUGAUCAAGACGGAGGAUCAGUGCGACCUCUUAAAGAAAAAGUUCCUCACCGAACAAGACAAGGCUAACAUCCUCUCCCGGCAGAUUGAAGAAAUGAGGAGUCAGAUCGCACGGAACAAAGCUAUAGAGAAAGGAGAGGAGGAUUGUCCCAGAGAAGAUCUCCAACAAUGCUGUAAGCGAGAGGAGGCCAUGACCAAAGACCUCCAAGCUGACGUUGUGGCUCUCAAGGAGAAGAUCCACGAGCUCAUGAACAAAGAAGACCAGCUGUCUCAGCUCCAGCUAGAUUACUCAGUGCUGCAGCAAAGGUUCUUGGAAGAAGAGGAGAAAGCCAAGAACAUGAGCAUCGAGGUCAUUCACCUGACCAAAGAGCUGGACGUGACUAAACGACAAAGCCGAGCCUUAAGGCCCAGCAUGAAUGGGAGGAGGAUGAUGGACAUCGCUAUGACUUCGACGGCAGUGCAGACGGACGUGUUGCCCAUGGAUACGGCAGAGGAGGAUUGCCCAGCUGUUUUCAUCAGGAAGUCGGUCCAAGAAGAGAAUCAUAUCAUGAACAACUUCAGACAGAAGUGUCUCAGGAAGUCAUCUGAAAAGCUCAGUGCCCUUGAACGCAGCCCUUCAUCCACCAGUGACAUGGGUGUAAAGAAGUCUUGGAUCCCAUGGAUGAGGAAAAAGGAGACGGCCCCGCCAGGAGAUGACCAUGGGCCGUGCCGUGUUCAAGGUCACGCCAGAAAAGCAGAUGGUCCCGGUGGCCAUCAGGAAGUGCCACCAGGACAGUUUCAGAAGGAAGACCUAUAUGCUCGCCGCAGGUGGAGGCAAGUUCAAUAUAUGUCUGACUUAUUUUGGAAAAGGUGGAUUAAGGAGUAUCUUCCCCAACUGCAAGAACGACAGAAAUGGUCCAACAUAAGACGCAACUUCACACCAGGAGACAUCGUCAUCAUUGUGGAUGAUUCAGCGCCUCGCAACUCCUGGUUGACUGGAAGGAUUGUGGAGACCAUUAUGGACAAAAAGGGACUUGUACGUCAGCUUCGGAUCAAGUCAAAGACCGGAUUUCUGACCAGGCCCAUCACCAAAGUCUGCCUACUACUGGAGGCAGCGGAUCAUUGA
Messenger RNA from Gadus macrocephalus (Pacific cod), 2018 nucleotides. Its product is annotated as filamin-A-interacting protein 1-like. The record is from RefSeq and is a predicted model, not a curated record. Bases 3 to 2018 code for a protein of 671 amino acids. The transcript has a single exon. NCBI's taxonomy places the organism in Eukaryota, Metazoa, Chordata, Actinopteri, Gadiformes, Gadidae.